Messenger RNA from Leishmania braziliensis MHOM/BR/75/M2904, 1722 nucleotides. RefSeq names its product putative malic enzyme. Gene Ontology annotation, molecular function: malate dehydrogenase (decarboxylating) (NAD+) activity; NAD binding. The transcript has a single exon. Gene Ontology annotation, biological process: pyruvate metabolic process; malate metabolic process. Gene Ontology annotation, cellular component: mitochondrion. The record is from RefSeq and is a predicted model, not a curated record. Bases 1 to 1722 code for a protein of 573 amino acids. Lineage: Eukaryota; Euglenozoa; Kinetoplastea; Trypanosomatida; Trypanosomatidae.
AUGUUUGCAAAGUCGAUGUUUCACCUGACGGGGGCGUCGAAACGCUCAGUGCGCGGUGUAGAUUACCUUCGCAACCGCUUCACCAAUAAGGGCACAGCCUUUACUGCUGCAGAGCGGAGUCACAUGAACGUGGAGGGGUUGCUGCCGCCGUCUGUCGAGACCCUUGACGACCAGGUGGAGCGGUACUGGGAUCAGCUGAACCGCUUCAACGAGCCAAUCAACCGCUACCAGCUGCUCCGCAAUGUGCAGAACACAAACGUCACCCUCUACUACGCCAUCCUGACGCGGUACCUGAAGCAGACACUCCCGAUUGUGUACACACCGACCGUCGGCGAGGCUUGCCAGCACUACGGGGACCUCUAUCAGAAGGACCACGGACUGUACCUCGACGUCGCCAACAAAGGCAAGGUGAGGAAGAUGAUUCAGAACCUUCGAAAGACGAACAUCGAUGUCAUCGUCAUCACCGACGGCUCCCGCAUUCUCGGCCUGGGCGACCUCGGCGCCAACGGUAUCGGCAUCAGCAUCGGCAAGUGCUCCCUGUACGUUGCUGCCGGUGGCGUAAAGCCGAGCCGCGUGCUGCCGGUCGUCAUGGACGUCGGCACUAACAACAUCAAUCUCCGAAACAACCCGCUUUACCUCGGUUUGCGCAAGCCGCGCUGUAGCGACGCCGACUUUUAUGCUCUGCUGGACGAGUUCAUGGAAGCCGUGAAGUCCACCUGGCCCUCUGCCGUGGUGCAGUUUGAAGACUUCAGCAACAACCACUGCUUCGACAUGCUGGAGCGAUACCAGCGGAAGUACCGCUGCUUCAACGACGACAUCCAGGGCACCGGCGCCGUCAUCGCUGCUGGCUUCCACACGGCGGUGAAGCUAAGCACGAUCCCCAUUGAUCAGCAGCGCAUCGUCUUCUUCGGUGCGGGCUCCGCUGCGACCGGUGUGGCGGAGAGCAUCGCCGAUCUCGCCACGGUGAUAGGGGCGAAGAGGGAGGACACUAAGAAAAGCGCCUUCUUCGUCGACUCGAUGGGCAUGGUGGCCACCAACCGUGGCGACAAGCUGGCCAAGCACAAGCUGGAAUGGGCCCGCACCGACAUCCCCGAUGCAGACAUCGCAGGACUCAGGACCCUCGACGACGUUGUGCGCUACGUGCGCCCGACAGCGCUCAUCGGCCUCGGCGCCACCGGCAACGUCUUUUCGCGCGAAAUGGUGGAGUUUAUGCACUCGUACUGCCCACACCCGAUCAUCUUCCCGCUGUCAAAUCCAUCCAGCAAAGCCGAAAUUGUGCCGGCGAACGCAUACAAGUGGACGAACGGUAACGCCAUCGUUGCCUCGGGCAGCCCCUUCCCUGAAACGGUCGUCAACGGCCGCACGCUGAAGCCAUCCCAAGGCAACAAUCUGUACAUCUUCCCUGGCGUCGGCCUCGGCUGCUGUAUUGCUCAGCCUCCGUACAUCCCGCAGGAGGUGCUGGUGGCAGCAGCAGCCUGCCUAAGCACGCUGGUCACGCCGGACGACCUCGCCAAAGGGCAGCUGUACCCGCCUAUCGAAGAUGUGCGGCGCGUAUCGCGUGAGGUGGCCGUGGCGUGUAUUCAGAAGCUGCAGGCGAUGGGGAUGGCCAAGGAGGGCCUGCCAGACAACCGCCCAGACCUGAUGAAAGUGGUAAAGCAGGCGUUCUGGGAGCCGCACUACAUGCCUGAGAGCUACUACCUGGAGAAGGAGCUCACUUGCUAA